This is a messenger RNA of Prosopis cineraria, 1598 nucleotides long. RefSeq names its product D-amino-acid transaminase, chloroplastic-like. Lineage: Eukaryota; Viridiplantae; Streptophyta; Magnoliopsida; Fabales; Fabaceae. Gene Ontology annotation, molecular function: catalytic activity. Gene Ontology annotation, biological process: carboxylic acid metabolic process. The record is from RefSeq and is a predicted model, not a curated record.
CGUCAUUUCUCCCCUCCCAGCUUUCCCAUGGAAUGUUUUGUCAUGAGGUACUGUCUGGCUUGCUGAUUAAUUACUUUAUUACUUCAUCCCUUCGACAAGGCCGAUGAGUUGCCGGAGUCAACCAACAAUCUAGAUGCUAUUUGAUCGCUUUUCAGAGCUAGAGCUGCUCUGCUCAAGGCCAUGGAUCCUGUCUCGUUCCUUCAAGAACCCGUACCGCAAAUCCCACGCUUAUCCCCGAAACGACCCCAUCUUUAUCUAGCUUCACAUUCAGGUUCACGAAAUCUCCCUUUCCUGGGAUUGACGCAACGCUUUCUUCAAGAUGGCUCCAUCAAGAAAACUAGGGUUGCGAGAAAUUCCCAUCAUCCCGGAGGUUUAGUUGAUUCUAAAAGUGGAAUUUCUGAUGUCCCUCUCUUGACCGGCUUGGAGGCCUUUGAGAAGCUAAAAGCAUACAGAGAGAAGACAAAGGGCAAGCAGCAAUUCCUUGCCAUGUAUUCUAGCAUUUUUGGUGGGAUAACAACAAAUGUUGCUGCUAUGGUUAUUCCUAUGGACGACCACAUGGUUCACAGGGGCCAUGGUGUCUUUGAUACCGCAGCAAUAAUGGAUGGAUGCCUGUAUGAGCUGGAUCAACACCUUGACCGUUUUUUAAGGUCAGCUAUUAGGUCCAAAAUAAACCCCCCGUUUGAUCGAGAAAGCAUACGAAGGAUACUCAUACAAACUGCAAGUGCUUCCAAAUGUAGAAAUGGAUCAUUGAGAUAUUGGCUCUCAGCGGGACCUGGUGAUUUUCAGCUAUCUCCCUCUGGCUGCCACCAAUCCGGUCUUUAUGCAAUUGUAAUUCAGAAUCUGUCCCCAUUCAGCUCCAAGGGAGUUAAAGUCGUGACUUCUUCUGUCCCAAUUAAACCUCCUCAGUUUGCAACCACUAAGAGCGUGAAUUACCUUCCAAAUGUGCUUUCAAAAAUGGAAGCUGAAGAAGCUGGUGCUUUUGCUGGCAUCUGGCUGGAUGAUGAUGGCUUUGUUGCUGAAGGGCCUAACAUGAAUGUGGCUUUCGUCAAUAAAGAGAAGGAGCUUCUCAUGCCUCAUUUUGACAAGAUUCUAAGUGGUUGUACAGCCAAAAGAGUCUUAACUCGCGAGAGUUUGGUGAAAGAGGGUAGGAUUCGGGAUAUAAGGAUGAAAAAUGUGACAGUGGAGGAAGGGAAAAAGGCAGAUGAAAUGAUGCUUCUUGGCAGUGGAGUCCUUGUUUGCCCUGUGGUGCAGUGGGAUGAUCAGGUCAUUGGAGGCGGUAAGGAAGGCCCCAUAGCCCAGACUCUCUUGAAUUUAGUUGUAGAGGACAUGAAAUCUGGCCCUCCCACUGUUCGUUUACCUGUUUCUUAUUGAUCUGACUUCAUUUCCUUCUCCUGACUCAUCACGAUGGAGCUUCUAAACGCAGAAAAUAGUAAUUAUAAAUUAUCGUGGAGUUGUCAACCUGUCAUCGCUUACCUGUGAACAAUGUUUGUGUUGUAAAGCCCUUUUAUUUUUUAAUGAUAUCCCAGCAUGUUCAAAACUUGUUUAUCUUGUUAGUGUCAGACGCAGACGAGAGGAAGUAAAUAACUUUUCUAUCCUUA